This is a messenger RNA of Salvelinus sp. IW2-2015, 980 nucleotides long. RefSeq names its product ADP-ribosylation factor-binding protein GGA1-like. Gene Ontology annotation, molecular function: small GTPase binding. Gene Ontology annotation, biological process: protein localization to cell surface; Golgi to plasma membrane transport; intracellular protein transport. Gene Ontology annotation, cellular component: trans-Golgi network. The record is from RefSeq and is a predicted model, not a curated record. NCBI's taxonomy places the organism in Eukaryota, Metazoa, Chordata, Actinopteri, Salmoniformes, Salmonidae.
GUGCUCUUCCACUUUGCACGUGACUCUCCGCCCUCUCUUGCUGAUGUGCUGGUGGUGAUCAUCUCCAUGCUCUCCUCCGCCCCGGUUCCAGUCAGCAACAUCCUCUUCCACGCCUCUGUCCCUGACACAAUGAGAGUGAAGCUACAGCCCCCAUCAGGAACGGAGCUUCCAGCCUUCAACCCAAUCCUCCCACCUGCUGCCAUCACACAGAUCCUGCUGCUGGCCAACCCUCACAAGGAGAAGGUGCAGUUGCAAUACAAGCUAACCUUCGCACUAGGAGAGGAAGACCAUGAUGAAAGAGGAGUUGUAGCACAGUUUCCACCUUCAGACACAUGGGGCAAUCUUUAACAUUCAACAGAUUGACAAGAUGUGGCAUCUCACUCAGACACUGCAUAAACCUUGCUUUUUAAAAAUGCUUCUAUUGAUUACCUUGCUUAGCCAAUCUCAACUGGGUGUUCGCUUUAUGCUUUGGAGUAAUGUCCUCUGUGCAGCUUUACAACGUACAUAGUACAGCCAUAUCUUGUUUUUAACAAAUAGUAUAAAUUCUAUGAAUGAAGGACAACCUAUUUGUUUACUUUCAUGCUCCGGGAGACAUGCAAUGGACCCUUUGGGGAAGGCUCAUCUUUGUCUCAUUCUUUUUAUAUAGCUGUAGACUAUCCUGCUGAAUUACUGUUGAGGUUGUUUACCCCACCAUGCUCCCAGGGUUGCUUACUGUGAUAAUGGAGCACUCUUCCUCUCCUUCUGCACGGAGAAUGGUUUGCCUGAUAUCCUUGUCAUGUAGAAUGAGACAUUCUAACAGUGAAGUCCUAUUUAAUCUGCCAUUUGUGCCUAUUUAAGGUUUGUUUUCACUAUCAUGUCCAUUUGGAUGGUUUGUCGGUUUUACCUGUUACUCGAUAAAUCUUUUCAGACAUUGCAUGUGUCUUUUACUCCGUGCUGGUUCAGAUUACCUGUUCUGGGAAUAAAUCUGUUUUAAAGAAAGA